Rhopalosiphum padi (bird cherry-oat aphid) is the source of this 32261-nucleotide messenger RNA. It is a transcript of the gene Msp300, whose product is annotated as muscle-specific protein 300 kDa. Gene Ontology annotation, molecular function: actin filament binding. Gene Ontology annotation, biological process: nuclear migration. The record is from RefSeq and is a predicted model, not a curated record. Gene Ontology annotation, cellular component: cytoplasm; nuclear outer membrane; meiotic nuclear membrane microtubule tethering complex. Lineage: Eukaryota; Metazoa; Arthropoda; Insecta; Hemiptera; Aphididae. The coding region runs from base 252 to 30998 and encodes 10248 amino acids. The transcript has 122 exons.
GAUCAGUCGACAGUUGUUGCGUACCUAAUGUAGUAGUAUAUUACUGUAUUAUGCUCCGCGGCCAGUGUGUAACGAUGUGUCGUUAGUUUAUUUAUGAUAUCUACGUAAAUACUUAAUAUCUACUUUAUUUUUUGAAACUAUUAAUUCUUACCACAUAUCAUACGCCGAGUAAAUUGGUUUGAAAACCUUAUCGAGUGCAAUUGAUAAAGAUAAGUGAUAAUAUGUGUUGAAGGUGGGGAAGAGCUUUUAACAUGGACAGGCCCAAGAGGCCUUUAUUUUCGUUAAAAACGACGAAAAAAGAUGAACCAUCGUCACAAGAUAAGGUGCCUACGAAAAAAUCUUUCAAGGAUAAAGUAGAUUUUUUUGAAAAGUCUACCGAUUCUAAAGAUAGUCAAGAUGCUGCUGUUGGUGGAGAGGGAUUACGUGAUGGGUCGGGUGAUGAAACAUUUGAACAAGUACUCGAAGAACGCGAUGUAUACACAAAAGAUGGCCGGAAAAAAGGCAAAAUGGUCAUCGUGAAUAUGAUAACAGUACACAAAAGUGUAAAAACUAUUAGUACCCCUGAAGCGAGUACCCCCGUUGCCAAACAUUCGUUAUCAUUUGAUCGAGAAGGUUCAAUGAGCAGAUCUUCAUCCAGAGAUAGUCUUUCAUCCCCAAAUACUUGGAGAAAAUCGUUCGUCGGUACUCGGUCACAAUUCGACUUACAUAUUGAAGAAAUAAAAAACGAACAGGAGAGAGUGCAGAAGAAGACCUUUGUUAACUGGAUAAACUCAUAUUUAAGCCAAAGGAUACCGCCACUGAAAAUUGAUGAUUUGAUCGAAGAUCUUAAAGAUGGUACUAAAUUACUUGCUUUGUUGGAAGUUUUAUCAGGAGAAAGAUUGGCUAUUGAGCGUGGUCGUAACAUGAGGAGGCCGCAUUUUUUGAGUAAUGUAAAUUCUGCAAUACAAUUUUUACAAAGUAAACGGAUCAAAUUAGUAAAUAUAAAUUCUGCUGAUAUUGUUGAUGGGCGACCUCCUAUAGUAUUAGGGCUCAUUUGGACUAUAAUUUUAUAUUUCCAGCUUCGUAAAACUGGAAUUACUGUUACAAAUAAUGACAUUGAAGAAAAUACAAAAGGACUCUCGUCAUUGAACUACUCUUUUAGUGGAAGUACGAGUAGCUUGGAAAGUAUUCGAUCUCCUACAAUGGAAAUCAACCGGAAAGCAGAUGGUGCUAAAAAAACACUGUUAAAGUGGGUUGGAACGGUAAUACCAAAGGAAAGUAAUAUAAAAGUAAAAGAUUUUGGACCAAGUUGGAGAGAUGGUAUAGCUUUUCUAACCAUUAUAGAUACUAUACAAACAAAUUUAAUUGAUAUAACUACUUUGAAAAACGAAACAAACCGUACCAGACUAGAAACUGCAUUUAAUGUCGCUGAACAAGAUUUAGGAAUUACUCGUUUGUUGGAUCCAGAAGAUGUCGAUGUAGAUCGGCCGGACGAAAGAUCGGUUAUGACAUAUGUAGCGCAAUUUGUGCAUAAAUAUCCUGAAGUUCGAAGUGAAAGUGGUGAAUCAAUCGAUAAAAUUCAGAAAGACUAUAAUCUUCUUUUAACGUGGUUAAUGGAAAAAACUCAAUACCUGUCUUGGUCUCAAAAUUUAUCUCAAGAUUUUUUGGAAUUUUCAACUGCCCAAGAUGAAAUUGUUUCUAUGAGUCAUUUAUAUAACAGGCUAAAGAAAAUCUGUAAUUCUGGUUCGUCAAUUGGUAUUUCGGUACAAUCCUGGAAAGAAUUAGAAAAACUAUGGACGUUAUUAGAUAAUCUAAUGAAAAAUUGGCAAUGGCAGUUAGACCUCUAUUUACCAGAACCAUUUAAAGUAAUUGGAGAAUGGAUUACAAAAGCUGAGCAACUCAUAAACGAUAAUAAUAUCCCAACUAUUAUGAAUGAGGAGACUGCUGUUAUAAUUAGUAAAAAACUGGAAGAUCAUAAAACAUUUUUUGCUGAUUUACCUGAAGUUCAACAAAAAUUCAAUGAUUUAUUGGUUAGAACUAAAAACCAAAACAAAGAAGUGAAUGAUCUAUCAAGACGUCUGGAUAGUAUCGAAGUAGAUUCACAUAAACGUCGAACUCAUCUAAAAUUUUUAGAACACAAGUGUUGUUUGAUUGCAUUUUUAAAUUUGACUGAAAAUAAACUAAAAGCAUGGACUGUUAAAUAUGGCCGUCAUCAGGAUGUUUUGCAGCUUCUCGAAAGAUACAACAAUUUCGUUAUAGGAAAUAAUAUAUUUCAAGAAUUUAAUAAAGCAUUUAUAGAUAUGCAAAAUGUCGUACAAGAAUAUAAACAUGAAUGCCGUAUAGAGUAUAAAGAGACAAUUGCAAUUGAAAAAUUCAUGAGACAGACUGCUGAACAAUGGAAAAGUAUUGCAAUGGAGCUGAGAUGUGCACAAAGUAUGCUUGAAGAAGUAAUUUCAUAUUGGAGACGAUGGAAAUCAUUAUCUGAAGAUAUGAAAGCAUGGUUAGGGGAUGCUGUUAAAAAAAUUAAUUUGCCACACGAACAACGGAUUGAUUUUUUCCAGGAUAUUGGUGUCUGGAAGGAAAAAUAUGAAUUACUUAAUGAUACUGUAAGUUUUUUAAUUGCAACAUGUGAAGAUUUAAUUUGUAUUGAAUUAAAGCAAGAGUUCCAAAGUAUUACAACUACGUGGGAAAGUAUAUUUUUGAAAGCUAAAGAUUAUAUGCACUCUGGUGAUAUGAUUAGAAAUCGUAAAGAAUUUUUAGAAGGAUUGGACACAUUACACAAAUGGAAUAUAAGAGCAGAACAAAUUAUGUCAUCAAUACAUUUAAGUUCGUCCCAAAAAAUUAAAGAUUACUUAAGUGACAUCCAAAAUCUUCAAACACAAUUAGAUCAAAUGGAUGAUCUUUUUAAGACAAUCAGUAAAAAAUUUCAAGUGCUAAUAAAAGAUUUAACAAGAGAUGAAGUCAAUGAGAUGAUGUUAUGUGUUAAAAAAGAAAAAGAAUCUCUUGUCAAUAUUAGAGCAAGCAUUCCUGUACAAUUAAAUGCUCUUCAUCAUAUGCUUGUUCAGUAUGAUGCUCUUGAGACAGGUCAACAAGAAAUAAAUCAUUGGUUAAAUAAUUGUGAAGAAUUUUUAUCCACAUUAAAAUUAAGUAAAAGUCAAAAAGAAUUACAUGGAGAUAUUGAAUAUUUAAAGAGCAUUAUAAUACGCAUGUCGUAUUACCAGUCUAUGUUAUCUAGCAAAAAUAAAAUAUUCCAAAGCAUUAUUAAAUCAAUUCAACCAGAGAAAGAUCAAGGAAAUAAUUCAGAGUUUGUACAAACAAUGGCUGACUUGAACGCUAAAUUUUCUAGAAUAACUCAAGAAUGUCAACAGUGGGAUAUGAAAUUACAACAAACUUUAAGAUGUUGGCAUAAUUUUAUCGAAAUAGAAAAAGUUAUACUAGACUGGAUUGAGACUAGUAAACAAAUAUUUUUAGAGGAACAGACAAGUUCAAGACAAAAUUUAGAAUCUCAAAAAGGGUAUUUUGAAUAUUCAAAUAAUAAUAAAUGGAUUGCUGAGUUAGAAAAUGUUGAAGGUGAAUUACUUAGGUGUAUUUUACCAAGUGAACAAGAAACAAUAAAACAUAGAUCUAAAGCAAUAAAGUUAAAAUAUCAAGAAUGUUUGAGUAUGGUCCCCGCGUACAUGAAAAGAGUUGAAUUUAAACUGAAUGAAAUUACAUUUAAUCAAUGUAUAAAUGAAGCAGAAAAAGAACUUAACAUUGAACAACAAAUGCUUAGUAGAAAUGAAAAUAUCAACUUAAUACUAAGAAGGAACAUUGAAUACUUUGAUAAUGGUAUGAUUAUUAAAGAACUAAAAUCAUGUUUAAAUAAUAUGUCUGUCGAAAGUAAAAAAAUAUCAAAUCCAUCUAUUGAUUCAAGUCUAAACAAAUCAAUCAAUCGAUUUGAAAGCAUAGAAAAAAGAACUGCGGAGAUGAGACAAAAAUGUAAACAAAUACCUAAUCAACUUGAAGAUUAUAAAUCUAAAUUUAAUAAUCUAGAAAAAUGGAUGAAUGCAGUUGAUGUAAGCGUUGAGAGAUUAUUAAAAGGACUUUUAAAUGAUGAAGAAUUUGAAAUUGAAAAAUCUAUUUUCCAAGAAAUUUGUCGUGAUGUAGAUAGUAAACGCGAUGAUAUGAAAUGGAUGGUUCAAGUACUAGAUAGUCUAUUACCUUAUGUAUCUGAAAAACAGCAACAAGUAGAACAAAAAAAUCUUGAAGAAUUAAUUGGUCGAUAUAAACAUUUAAUACCAACCAUUGACAUGACAAUAACUAAAACUGAGAUGUAUACCAAAUGUUUUGUAUACAAAAAAGAAGUUACAGAAAUUGGAAAAAUAUUAGAAAAAGCCAAAGAUGAACAAUUACUUAAUAAAGGGGAAUCACGGGAUGAUUUAAGUGAACUCAUUAAAAAUCAGGAACAAAUAAUUGAAAAACUUGAUAAACAACGAACAAUUGUAAUGUCAACAUUGCAGCGAGGAAAGCAGUUAGUGAAAAAUGCCUCUUCUGUGCCAAACUUUAUUCCUCAACUUGUUUCCAAAUUGGAAACAGAUUGGAGUUUUGUAUAUAAUGAUUCUAUUGAUAAAUUCAAUAAGUUAAAAAAUGCUCAAAGGUUAUUAAUAGAUUACACAAAAACUAAAAAUGAAGUAAUGGAAAUAAUUAAAAAAGCUGAAAAUGAAUUAAAAACAGUAUCUGAUGAUAAUAAACAUAACUCAAAAGAAAUUUCAAUGCAAUUAAGAAGUAAACAAGAACUAAGUCUUGCUUUGCGAGAAGCAGCUGAAAACAUGUUGAACAAAUUAAGAGAUAUAUCACAAAAUUUACAUAUUCCUGAAAAAGAAUUUGCAAUUGAAAAUGAAAUUAGUAUGAUAGAAAAUAAAUUAGUGGAAACAAUUCAAACAGUGGAUAAAGAAACACAGAGAUUAGAAAAGCUCUCAAUGAAACUAUGUGAAUUAGAUUCAGGAUUAAAUAAAAUACAUGUAUGGUCUGUUGAAUCAGCUCCUGCUGUUAUAGAAAGAAUACAACAAGAGCAAACAAAUCCUGAGAUUAAGGCUCGAGGAAUUGAAGAAGUUCAAGAUGAACUACAAAAACAGCGAAAUAGCUUAGAACGUUUAACAGAAGAUCUACAUAGUUUUGAAAAAGAAAGUGAUACGAAUGAAACACAAAAACUCAGACAAGAUUUGGAUGAAGUAAGAAUGUCCAUUUUAAAUUUAGAGUGUAACACUAAUCGUAAGAACGAAGAAAUCAAUAUUGAUCUUAAUGAGUGGCAAGUUCAUAAAGCUAAGUUAGAAGAAAUUAGACCUUGGUUAGAAAAUGUGGAAAAAAAAAUAAAUACCGAUCAUGUUAAACCAAUCACAUUGCAAAUGGCCAAUGAUUGGUUAAAAACUACACAAUUGAUCAACUUGGAGUGCCAAGAAAAAAUUGAAGAUCUUAAGUCAAUAACUUCUGAAAACAAAACUGCAGUUAUUUUAAAUGAAGUAGAUGCAAUUCAGUCCCGUUGUAUAUCUGUACAAUCAUCAGCAGUACAACAAACUACUCGUUUACAAAGAUUGUUAUGUAACUGGAAAGAAUUAAAUGAAAAAGCUCAAAAAAUAGAAGAAAAACUAAAUCAACCGUUGUUAUCUGAAUUAAAAGAAUUAAUUAUAAAUCAAUCAAUUUCCGAAGAUUUACUUGAAAAAAAAUUAAUGGAACAUAAGGCAUUAACUCAAGAACUUAAUGAAUGUCUAAGUGAAAUUUCUAGUCUUUCACAAAAUCUUAAUGGGCUAAACCAACAUUUUUCACUUGAAACUACUAGUGAUAUUAAGGAGAAGUUGUCUAUUUUAAAAGCCAAAAAUAAUGAAUAUUUAAAGCUAAUGCAUGAACAAAUGCAAACAAUUUCCAAUAUUAUUUCAGACAAAAAAGAACAUGAAAUCAAAGUAAAUACGUUUUGUGAAUGGUUAAAUGAAUUGGAUUCAAAAGUAAAUAAAUGCAAUAUUGUUCCAAGUACUUCAAUUGAAGAAAUAUUGAAAAAGCUUCACACGUUUACUGAAGAACAUAUGGAAAAACAGUCAUUAUUUACUGAAAUUGAAGAUGAUUUUAAACAUUUUAAUGAUAAUGCUUCAAUACAACAAUCAACUAUGCAAUUUAAAGAACUUCAAGAUUUAAUGCAAAAGAAAAAAAUUGUACUUGAAAAAACAAAUGAAUUUUUUAUCUGGAAUGAAACAUUAUUAGGAAAAUUGAAGCAUGCUGAAUUCCAAUUCGAUACAAAUCAAGAUAAAGUGAACUUAAUAAAUGAUAUAAGUGCUUGUUCUGAAGAAGUAGAAAUGUGGAAAAAUAAUAUAGAUUCAAUUGAACACUUAUUGCAACAAAGUAAAACUACUAUUCCAGGAUUAUCAGUUACAGAUCAAUUUAAUCAGUUAAAAUUGAAAUUGACACAAAUUCAGGAAAAACUCAAAGCAAGAGAAGAAAAUGAACAAAAAAUAAAAGAUUGUCAAAAAGUAGUCAGUGACAUAAAUAAUUAUUUAGUGAAACAAAUUAAAAUAGUAGGGAGUAAAGUUAAUGAUCAUGUAUUGACAUUAAAAUCAUGGACGGAUAUUGCUCUUAUAAUUCCAAAACUACACAAACUAAAAGACACAAGUGCUCUAUUUGAACAGCUAAAGACUCUGGAAAAAGAAGGUGAAAUAUUAACUCAGCUUGACAAAAGUAGCUCAUCUAUAUUUGUACAAAAUAUUUUAUUGGAUAUAAAUGCACAGUUGAUUAAUUUAAAAACUACAACUGAACAGUCAAUUGAAAAUUUAACAGAAUUGAACAAUAAUUGGUUAAUUAUGAACGAUAUUAAAAAUAAAAUUAAGACAACUAAAGAAGAAUGCAAAACUAUUUUAGAAUUGAUAGAAACUCCAAAUGAUUUAACUGAGGCUCAGGUAAUAGAAGAAAAGUAUAACAAAGCAUUAAAACAAAGUACAGCUUUAUUGGACGUAUUGCCUGCAGUAGAAGAAUCUGUGCAGAAAAUGGUAACAUUGGCUGAAAACUAUCCACAAUUAAAUGUUAAAAAGUUUAAUCAAACCUAUAAAAAAGACAUUGAGAGUUUGGAAAAAUAUCAUGCUGACCUCAAAGAAAAUUCUGAAAUUGCACAUUCUCAACAAGUUAUUUGGAAACAAGUGAACCAGACCAAAGAUAGUAUUUUACAAUGGUUAUCUGAUGUAAACAUUGAGCUUUUAGACUGCACAAAUAAUUUUGACGAUAUUGAAAAAAUUAAAAACAAGCUUGUUAAAUACGCAGAAGAAAAAGAACUUAAUUUAGAUUUAAAAGACAAUCUUCUUGAAAAAAUAAAUAAAUUACAAAAACUUAAUGGAAAUAAACCUAUUAUAACAUUAGAAUCAUUAAGUAUAUUGAUUAAUGAUCAGUUUACAGCUGUUGAAAGUAUUGCUUGUAAUUUAGUUCGUCUAAUUACUGCUUUUACUCAACGAGAAGAUGCGAUAAGGAGUGAAAUAAAAAAACGUACUUCUGAAAUUAAUCAAAUACGAGAAAAUGUUAGUAAAUGUGACAACUUAAAUAAUGAGUUAGAUACAUUAUUGGUUAAUUUAAAAUCUUGUCAAAAAUGCAAAACUGAAUUGAUUAAAAUGAAUCUGAACAUAGACACUGUUAAUCAUUCAGUAUCAGAAAUGACUGAAACUUUUCCUAUAAUUGCAGAAUCAACAGCAAUUAAGGAAUUAAAGAGUCUUAAGAAACGAUAUGAAAGUGUUGUUCAACAGGUUGAUAAAGUUGAAACAACAUUAAUGACAUAUUUAAAAAAACAUUUGGAAGAUGAUUUGAAUAACCUUCUACAUUCAAUAAAAAGUAUUGAUGAAAAGCUAACAUGGUGUAAGCCUGAAGAAGAAAUUGAGAAAGAACAAAUAGAAAUUAAACUUGGUUCUGUUGAGGAUAUUAAAGGAAACUUAACUGUAAUUCAGGAACAAAAAUUUAAAAUAGAUCAAGUAUUAGAAUACCUUAAUCAGCAUUCAUCCUUGGAUUUAAACUUAGAAGAAUUGAGCCAUAAUGAUGAGCUAUUAAGUGUUAACCUUGAUAACGCUGAAAAACACAUAAAUGAACUUAAGGUAACUCUAGAAAAAAUUAUAAGGUUCUGGGUUGAAUAUCAAAACCAUCUGGAUAAUAUCCUACCAUUAGUUAAUGUUUUAGAAAAUGAUAUAAGGCUCUCUGUGGAAAUUCCUAUUGAUAUGAAUUCAAUAAAUAUUAUGGAAGAAAAUGUAAAUAAAUUUCAGUUCAAAAUCGAUACAGCCAAGCAAUUUCUGAAUGAACUUGAAUCUUGUGUCAAAAAUAUCAAAUGCAUUGAUAGUAAAUCAACAUUAGAUAAUCAAGUUAUUAAAGUUAAACGGAAAUUGGAAUCUUAUCAAAAUAGCAUCAGUAAAUGUUUGGAAAGAAUAAAACAUUUAAAAGAAAUGAAAAAAGAAUUUAAUAUUUCUUAUGAAAAUGCUGAUAAAUUAAUAAAAGAAUUAAGUAAUACAUUUAAAUCGAUUGAAACCAAUCAACCUGUAGGGAAAAAAUCUAUUCAAAAUGCUCAAUCAGAUUUAGGAAUUAUGAAGAAUCUUAACAAACAACUAGAAGAAAGUCAACAAUUAGUCAAUGACACAGUAUCAAAAGGUGAAUGUAUGUAUCCUGACAUUACUAUGGAAAAUCGGGAUGAAAUAAGAUUCAAAGUUAAACAAUUAAGAUUAUCUUGUGAAAAUUUAAAUGACGAAUGUGGAAAUAUAACUAAAGCAAUUGAAAAUGUUUUAGUACAAAAAUCAUCAUUUGAUGAAAGUUGUAAUCAAAUUCAAAAUUGGCUUCAUGAAACAGAAGAAAAAUUUAAUGAUUAUAAAAGAAUAAAGAAAAAUAAUAUUAUUGACAAAAAAACUAAUUGCAAUAAUUUAAAAACAUUAAAACAAGAUUUAAUUGCUUAUAAAGAUAACAUUAAUCAGUUAAAAGAAAAGGUAACUCAAUUAAAUGAACCAGAUACUGAUCUAAAAUUAAAAGAUUUUUUGAAAAAGUAUGACAAUAUUGCAUUAGGAGUGAAUAAAUGUUUAAAAUUAAACGAAUUACAUUUGAAAAAUCAUGAAUUGUACUUAGAAAAUGUUGAAAUGUUUAAGAAUUAUCUCAAGGUAUUACAAGACGAGUAUUCAGUUGCAGUCAACAAUCUUUCAGAAACAGAUUUUAAUGUGUUUAUAAAUAUAGUUGGUCAUAAAUCUGAAGGAGAGUUAAUACUAGAAAAAUGUAAAGAAAUUGGAAACACUGUAUUAAAAGAAACUGAUUUAGAUGGUAAGACUGCAAUACAGAAUGAACUCGAUGAAAUUAAAAUUAACUGGGAAAGUUUAAUAUUGAAUUGUGAAAAUACUUCAAUAAUGUUAAGCCAAAAACAAAAUCAAAAUGAUGAAAUUUUAACUAAAAUUGAAAAUCUGGAUAAAUAUUUAAAAUCAAUUGAAACACAAAUUAAAGAUAGAAGUUUAAAAAAUUCAUUAUCAAGUAAACAACAAUAUUUGGAAAAAUUGAAACAAUUUGAUGAAGAUAUCACAAAAAAGCACAAAGAGAUUUUAGAAAUACAAUCUGAAACUAUUGAUGUUUCACCCAAUGUAAAUAGUGCAAUUACUAAUUUAAUAAAAACUUUCCAGAGUGUUAAAACCAGAACAAAGGAAUCAAUAUUGAGGUAUGAAAAUUUUGUUAGAGAACACCAGCAUUUUGAUUUGAGUUAUGAAGAAUUUAAUGGAUUAAUAAAUUGCUUAUCAGAAGAAUUAAACCAAUAUAGUGAAGUUGUUGGCGAUUUAGGACUUUUACAAGCAAGGCAAAAGAAACUGUUAGCAUUGUUAGAUUCAAAAUGCCAACAAAGUGUGCAAUAUGAGUCUCUUGUUAAUAUGGCAGAAAAAUUAUAUGCCCAGACUUCUCCAGAUGGAAGAGAAAUAAUUCGUCAAAAUAUGAAGGAUUUGAGAAAUGUAUGGGAGUUAGUGUCAGAGACUUUGCAAUGCAGCUUAAGCAAACUUGAUAAUUGUUUAUUGCAAUUUGCUGAAUUUUCAUUGUCACAAGAACAACUUACCAAAUGGUUGAAAAAUAUUGAGCAAGCAAUGCAACAACAUACUGAAACAAAAGCUACUUUACAAGAGAAAAAAGCUCAACUUCAGAACCAUGUUGUUAUUAAUCAAGAAAUAUUGUCUCAUCAAAAUCUGGUACAAUCAGUAUGUGACAAGGCUCAAGAACUCGUUAAUCAAACUAAAGAUAACACUUUAAACACAUACUUAGAAUCAAUUAAAAAUCUUUAUGAAAAAAUUGUUACAAAAUCUAAGGAGUUAAUGGAUUCGUUAGAGCUUUCUGUUCAAAAUCAUUCUGAAUUCAAUAAUAUUUGUCAGAAACUUAAAUUGAUGUUAAAAGAACAACGUGAUAAAAUUCGAGAAAAUGAUAAUAUUGCUACAGAAAAAGACAAUAUUGUUAAAAAAAUGAAUAUACUUAAAGAAAUGAAAAUAGCAAAUACAACUGAAAAUGAAUUAAGAAAUCAUCUUGAACAAGUAUUUCAAUUGGUUAGCAAGACAACCACAAAAAAAGGAAUUAAUGUUAUGUCAAAAGAAAUUUCAAAAAUAGAUAGUGAUAAAUCACAAUUAAUAAUACAACUUGAUACCAUUAUUGAAAAAAUGGAAGAAAUUUUGAUUCAAUGGACUGAUUUUGAAAGUGAAUUUGACGAGAUUACCAACUGGUUUAGAUUAACAGAAUCACUUAUUAAAGAUCAACAAUUGCAAUCAACAUUUGAAAAUAAAGAAAAUAAACUAAAACUUUUUACAGAUAAACGAAACGAAAUAUUAAAUUAUGAAUCUAAAAUAGAAAAAUUCAUUGAUAAUUCAAAUAAUUUAUUACAUACAAGCGGAGUAGAACGUCUAAAACCACUUAUACUCCAAGUUGGAAACCGGUACCAAUUAAUUCUAGUUUUAAGUAAAGAAAUGGUUGCUAAAUGGCAAAAUAUUUCUGAUGAUCAUAAAAAUUUCAACAACAAAUUGGCUGAAUUCGAGACAUGGUUAGAUACUUUGGAAAGUAAACCAGCUCAAAUUUUGGAUGAUGAUGAUUUAGAUUUAAAUAAAAAACUAUCACAGUUACAAAGUAUUUAUGGUAGCUCUGAUCAAACAUCAGUAAAAAUAUCAUUAUUAACAUCUCUUGGUGAACGUUUAUAUCCUGAUACAUCUGCUGCUGGGCGUGAAACCAUUCGUCAACAACUUAAAGAUAUUCGUGAUAGAUGGGACAUAUUAGAUGAAAAAGUAAAAACAGCUCAAAAAACUCUUGGAGUCCAAUCACAACAAUGGAAUAGUUAUCAAGAAACUCUUUUACAAACUAUUAAUUGGUUAGAAGGUAUAGAAAAAGUGAUUGCUUCUAACCAGUCACCCAUUUGGUCUUCUCCACAAGAAAUAAGAUCAAAACUUUUAAAACAAAAGGCAACAAUGCAAGAAAUAAAUUCACAUAGUCGUAUGAUAGAAACAAUAAUGGAGAAAGGGAAAACUAUAAAGAAGCCCAAAGAUGAAUUUGAUUCAGAUAUGUCAUUGAAAGAUAGAUAUGAUCUACUACGUGAAAAAAUGAAUAAUUCUAUUUCACAACUCGAAAACUACUUAGAGACUUAUCAACAGUACCAGGAUUUACAUAAAUCAUACCUUGAUACUCAAAAACAACUUUGGGAUCAACUCUCAUUAUAUACAGAUUAUUCAGGGAACAAACAAAUUUUAGAGUCCCGAUUAAAUAAAGUUAAUGUUAUACAAACAACUUUCAAUAACAAUAAAACAACUUUAUUGACAAUGGAACGUUUUGUAGAAGGCUCAAAGGAUACAGUUCCACAAAAAGCAAUUGACACAAUGUUGAGAGAUCAUACAAAUUUACAAUUUGAACAAGAAAAGUUCCAGUCAUUGUUAAAUGACUUAUUAGAAGGUUUACAAAGUAGAAUAAAUCAAUGGGCAGAGUUUGAAAAUCUAAUGCAUCAGUUAAUUUCUUGGCAUAAUGAUACGGAAAAAAAAUUACAAAACUAUUCAGAUAAGGGUACACUUGAAGAAAAAACUCAGCAGUAUAAUAAAUUUCAGGAUUUAGAAAAAGAAAUUAAAGGAAAAUCUAAUUCGGUGAAGGAUUUAAUUGCAUUUGGUGAUCAUCUUCAACAAUCAUUGAUGGAUGAUAUGAAAAAUAAAGUUUUAGACAUAGACAAACAUAUUGAUCAAUCAAAUGAGUAUAAAUCUACAGGAGAAGCACGAUUGUCAACCAAAGUCAAACAAAUAUCGUCUCGUUAUCAAUCAAUGGAAACUACAAUUAAGGACAUUUUAAAUAAAUGUAAUGAAUCUAUUAAAAUUCACCAAGAAUAUGUGGAUAAAUAUAACGAAUGUUCAAUUCAACUGUCAAAUGUUCAAAGUCAAUUUAAAAAUUUAAACAAACCUCCAUUGUCAUCACAAGCUAAUCAUCAAUAUUUAAUUCAGAAAAAUGCAAAACUAAAUGAAUUAUUAGGCACAAAGCCAAGUGUAACAUGUUUGUUGAAUAGCUGUAUAGAAUUAGGAGAAAAAUUGUAUUUGAGUACAUCUACAUCUGGAAGAGAAAACAUAAAAUGUCAAUUGGAUGAACUUCAAACAGUAUUUGACACUUUGUACGAUGAUCUUUUGAAUAUCAACAGAGAAGUAAAAGAUCAACUAACUAGAUGGAGUGGAUUUGAAGAACUAUACAAUGAAUUAAACCAAUGGUUUAACAAUACAAAACAGAUAUUGAAUAAAGAUUUAGUACUCAAAUCUACAUUGGAUGAAAAAAAAAUGCAGUUACAAAUUUAUAGAGAUAUGCUUCAAGCUACAUUAAAGAGAAAGCAAGAUAUUGUAAAGUUACAGGAUCUUACUAGCAAAAUGCAAAUGAGAGAAAAUAAUGAUAUUCUUUUAUCAUCUAUGAGUAAACAAUAUGAUGACAUUUUAAAACAAAUUCAAGAUUUUGUAGACAAAUAUGAAGCGAUUGUAAAAGACCAUGAACAGUAUACUAAAUCUGUGAUGGAAAUGCAAGAAUGGCUUGAUGCAACACAUAAUACAUUAAUGCUUUGGGGCGAUACAAAUUUGGAAAAGAUUUCUUUGUUGAGCAACCUGGACAGAAUAAAGAAUUUGUUAUUAAGUCUUAAUGAAGAAGAAAAUAGGAUUUAUAAUAUACAAAAACUAGCAGAAAAAGUUAUUCCCGGUACCAUUGAAAAUGGUCAAGUAAAUAUUAGGGCACAAAUUGACUCAUCGCAACAAGAUUGGGAAGGACUCAUGACGACAGUAAAAACAUCAAUAGAAGCUUUAGAAAAUAAACUUCAUAGUUGGAACGAAUUUGACGUACUCAAAGAAUCAUGUUUAAUAUGGUUACGAGAAACUGAUUAUAAAAUUCAUGCUAUUGAUUUAAAAAAUUCAUUACAAGAAAAGAAAACUCAGCUUGAAGAACUUAAGGAUUUACAAGGAGUGAUUCGAGCUAAAGAGUUUGAGAUUGAUUCAAUCACAGAAAAAUCACAAAACUUAUACAUAAUGUCAAUGUCAACCAAAAAUUCUCAGAUAACAGAAAUUGUUCAAAAAUUUCAUCAGCUUUCAAUGAAAAUAAAAGAAUUGGUUGGAAAGUGGCAACAAUUUGUAAACAAUCACUUGGAAUUUGAAAGCAGUUUAAGUGAAGCCAUUAUUUGGUUGGAUUCUGCAGACGAUAAAUUGACAAGUUGUACAGAUUUCAAAUCUACCAGUAAAGCUGAUUUAGAAGAAAAACUUAUUGUUAUUCAAGACAUCUUGUUAUAUAAAGACGAUGGUUUUAAUAAAGUCCAAAAUUGCAUUGAAAUAGCACAAAUAGUUUUAGCUAAUACUGCACCUGAAGGUCAUAAAUCAAUAAAUGAAUCACUUACAUCUUUACAAGAACAUUGGAGUAGCUUAGCAACAAAAAUGGUUGAAACUAAGACAAAUAUUGACGAAUCAAUACAGCGGUGGUCAGGAUUUUUAGAACAUGUAAAACAAGAAGGAAAGAUAAUAGAAAAAUUUGAAGAUGCAUUACCAGAGUUGGAAGAAUUUCAAGGGACUAUGUCUGAAAAAAGAGAUCAAUUAGAAAAAUUAAAACAUUUAGAUGAAAAAGUCCGCUGUGAAAAGUUAGAAAUGGAUUCUUUGAAAUUGAAAGCACACGAAAUGUUAAAAACAGGGCAUCAAAGCAAUGCUGUGGCAGAAACACAAGAAGUAUUUAAUAAGUUUGAUCAAAUUUCAGAUAAAGUCAAGAAAUUACUUAAUCAACGUGAGCAACAAUAUAAGGAUCAUAAAACUUAUAAGGAAGCAUACGAGGAGCUAUCUAAUUUUUUGAAUAGAUCUCGAGAUAAAAUACCAUCACUAAAAGAACGACCACUUAGUGAUAAAUUAGCAAUUGAAAAUGCAAUAACACCAUUGGAAACCUUAUUAAAUAAAAGAGCUCAAGGUGAAUUGCUUUUAGAUAACUUGAACACAAUUGGAGGAAUUAUAAUUGCAAGUACUUCUGAAAAUGGAGAAAAAAUUAUAAGACAAGAAAUUUCAUCCAUAGCUGACGAAUUGAAUAAAUUAUUUGAUGAUAUAUUAACACAAAAAGAUAAUCUCCAUGCUAUUCAUACACAUUGGAGAGAAUAUAAAGAUGAAUAUGAAAAACUAUCAGAUUGGUUACAACAAAUUGAUAUAUCUAUGAAGGCUAUUAAAAAUACACCAUUGGCGACGGUAUUAGAAAAAACUGAUCAAGUAAAACAAAUACAGGAUGUAUUAGAUAAUUUAGUAAAAGGCAAAUCUAAUAUUGAGAAAUUUAAUGAAAGUUCGGGACCACUUUUAAAAUCUCAUCUUGAAACUUAUGUCAAUAAUCAGUUAAGACAUCUUAACUCCCGUUAUGAAGUUCAAGUGAAUUUGGCAAAGGAUGUACAAAGAAAAGUAGAGACAAACCUUGAACAUCACAUGCAGUAUGAAAAUUAUCUAGAAAAAGCUAAAACAUGGAUAAAUGAUGCGAAAGAGGCAAUUAGGUUUGGAAAUGAAACAACAACAGCUAAUACUAGUAAAGAAGUCUUACAAUCUCGUCUUGAUAACAUUUUGGAAUUAUUAAAAUCACAAGAAGAAGGUCAAUUAAUUAUUCAUUCCACUGUAAACUCUGGUGAAAAAGUUUUGAGGAGUACCAGAUCUGAUGGGAAAGAUCUAAUAAAUAAUCAAUUAAAAGAAAUCCAAGUAGACUGGGAUAGACUUGUAAAGAAAAUAGCUACAUCAAAAGUGCACAUUGAAACAAGCCUCCUACAAUGGGCCGAUUAUAAUUCAUCAUACUCACAUCUAGAACAAUGGAUUUCAGAUCGUGAAGCUAAACUCGAUGAAGUCUGUGAACUUAAGGUAUCAAAAGCGAAAAAAAAUCAAGCUGGAUUUGGAUCUCUAAGUAUUGGGGAACGUAAAGCGACAUUACGUAGAACCAAUAGUAUUGUUCAAGACAUAGUUUCUUUUGAACCUAUGAUUCAAAAAGUAACUCUUAAGGCUGAAGAUUUACAACAGGCUGUACCUGCAAAUGAAAUUACUAAUAAAUACCAUACAUUGAGUAUCAAAGCAAAAGAUCUUUAUGAAAGGCAAAAAGAAACUGUAAAAUUACAUCAAGAAUUCAUAGAUGCUGGAAAUGAUUUUGCCGCAUGGUUAAGAUCUGCUAAAGAACGUGUUAGUAAGAUAUCUGAACCAACAGGAGAUAAAGAAAUGUUGAAUGCUAAGUCUGUUCAAUUUAAGGUAUUACAGAGUGAAUUACCUACAGGACAAAACAAAUUGGAAUUUGCUCUUGAAAGAGCAGAAAAAGCUUGUUCCUUUGCUGAUGAAGAAGAAAAAGAAAUAAUUGAACAAGAAGUGGUAAUGUUACAAGAAGAAUUUGAUAUACACAACGACACUCUUCAAAAAACAAAAGCAUUAUUAGAAGAUGGCAUAUACAAAUGGAAUGACUUUGAUGACUACUCUAAAGGUGCAACAGAAUGGUUGAAUAAUACUGAAAAACUUGUUCAGUCAUAUAAUAAACUGCAGCCAAGUUUAGAAGGAAAAAAAGAAGCAUUAGAAGAAUUCCAAACUCAUUUGCAAACCUUGUUUGAUUGGCAGAAAGAAUUAGAUAUUUUAAAUGGAAAAGCACAGGUUCUAUUGGAAACAUGUUCUGAUACACGUUUAUCAAAUUCAAUUACUCAGAUGACAACCAAAUACAAUACAUUACUUUCUUUAGCUAAAGAAGUAAUGCGACGUUUAGAAUUACAUUAUCAAGAACAUCAGCAACAUAAUUCUCUAUAUCAGGAAUGUCUGGAUUGGCUUGAAAGAACUCGAGAUAAGUUAAACGAAUGCGAAGAAAUACCUAACAGUUUAAACGAAGUGAAGAGUAAACUUCAAAGCUUGAAAGUUAUUAGGCAAACACUUGAACAAGGUCAAAAUCGAUUAAGAUACAUAAUGGAAUUAAAAGAAAAAGUUGUUCUAAGUACUGAACCUCAAGGUGCUGUUAAGAUCGAAGAAGACACAGAAAAUUUAAGACAAGAAUUUGACAAGCUUUCUAAUAAAAUUCAAGUGUGUAAUAAUAAUUUAACAAUAAAAGUAUCACAACUUGAAGAAUUAGAGAAAUGUAUAAAAAUAUUAAAUGAAUGCUUGGAUGAUAUAAGCUCUAAAAUCAAUGGAAAUGAUCUUGAUCAACCAUUAAACGAUUUAAGUGAAAAGAAAACUGCAUUUGAAAAAUUGAAGUCCCUGCUUCAUGAACUUAAUACUCACAAUGAUUUAGUUAAUCGCUUAUCGACCAAUAUUGACAAUAAGUCUUCUUCAUCUCCGGAAUCAAUAACUUGUGUAUCAAGAUAUAAUAGUCUAAUUAAUAUGAUAACUAAUAAACUAUUGGCUAUGGAAAAUCAAGUAGCAGAACAUGAAGCUUAUAGAACUAAGUUUAUAAACGUAAAUGAUUGGUUAAGAAAAACUCGAGUAGCAGUUCAAAGUUGUGCUGAUACACAUGGUGAUUAUAAAGUUAAUGCUUCUAAAAUCAGCCAACUAAAGAAUAUUGAAGAAUCUUCUCAAAAUGGUGAAGUAAUGAUUAAAGACGUUUUAACACAAAUUGAAACUUUGAAAAACAGUACUGGACCAGAAGGUUGUGAUAAAUUGAACCAAGAUAAAAAUCAAUUAAACAGUGAUUGGGAUGAGCUAAAGCAUUUCAUUAAAGAAGUUCAAUCAGCAUUAAAUAAAUGUUCUAAGGCGUGGGAUGAUUUUAAUGUAGUAUAUAAGGCAUUAAAAGAUUGGGAAACAGAUUUAACUAAUAAAGUCAACACAGCUUCGUCGUCUAAUGAAACAUACACUCCAGAUGAUUUGGACCAAUACAAACUUUGGCUUCAAGAAAUCAUUAAUCAAAAUUUGUCUAUUGAAGAACUCACUGAUCGGUGUGAAUCAUUAAUGGAAUUAAGUGCAUGCAAUUGGGUUAGGGAUGACACAUUAAAAAUACAAUCAUCAUACACAACUUUAUUAACUACCACUCAAGGACUUGUAUCAAAGGCAGAGAAGAGUUUAACUGAUCAUACUGAAUUUAUAGCAGCAAAAGAAAAAGUUGAAGAAUGGUUAAAUCGUGCUCAUGGUACAGUUCAAGAUUGUAUUGGUGAAGGCGAUUUAGAUUGGGUGAAAGACAAAUUACAAACAGUAAAUCUGGUUUCUUCUAGAAUAACAGAAGGUCAAUACUUAAUGAAUGGUAUGCAGGAAGUUUUCACUAAAGCAUUGAAUAACACAUUAGCUGCAGAAAGAAAUGCUUUAGUUAAUGCUAUGGAAGAACUAAAUAAUAGUUGGAACAGUUUAAAUAUUGAUUUAAAUUCUGUUAUUGCACAUUUGAAAUCUCUCCAAGCUCGCUGGGAAGAAAACAAUGAAGCAAAAGAUAAUCUUGAGAAAUGGCUAAGUUCACUGGAAUCUAAAACCACUAAAAAGCAUGAUUUUAGAGCAGAUGUUGGAGAAAUGAAAACGCUUCUCGAAAGAUUAAAUCAUUCAAUAAAUGAGAUUGAUGAAAAAGAAACAGAUUUCAAUCAUAUUAUUACUGAAACCGAAGAACUUUCAAAGUUCUGUAAAAAUAAUAAUCUAAAUGCUGAUAUUAAACAAUUAAAAACAAGGAAAAAUAUUCUUAAAGAAAAAACAUUGAAACGUAUAGAUAGCCUUGAAAGUGAAAUAUCACAACAUUCUAAUUAUUUACAAGCACUUCAAGAAUCUGAAAAAUGGUUAUUGCAAAUAUCAUUUCAAUUGAUGGCUCAUAAUUCGUUAUAUAUCACCAAUAGACAACAAACACAAGAACAAAUAAGACAUCACCAAGUCUUACUCAAUGAAAUUAUUCAGUAUCAAGAAGUAUUAGAUGAUUUGAAAUCGAAAGGAAAAACUCAAAUAGAACGUUAUGUUACAUCUACACCAACAAUUCAGACAAUAGUUGAACAACAAUUGAGUAAUAUUCAAGAUAGUUAUAAUUCCUUGUUUAACACAGCCCACCAAAUAAAAGCUAGAUUAGAAGAGUCUUUAUUAAAAUUCAAACAAUAUGAAGAUAUGUUGGAAAGUAUUUGGUCAAAUUUGGAUGAUUAUCAACCACUUAUGAACAAAACCAUAGAUGAUAAUUGGUCUCUUACCGAAGCUAAAGAGCAAUUAACAAUUUACCGAGAUCUUUUGGAUAAAUUACAAGGGGAAAAAACUAGGUUGGCUUUAGCUGUACAGGCUUGUGAGGCUGCGGUAGCGAGUAUAUCAAGACCUAGCAGUCCUGUAGAGUCUACAAACUCUAUGAUUCCCGAACAAGAAAUUGCCAUCCGUUUACGCUUAGAAGAAAAUCUUGAUCAGAAAAGCAAACCGGCACCAGAACCCUCUAAAACACUGUUAUCAAUGCUUGAUCAUUUAGAAGACACAGGCAUACCUAAGCUUUUAAUUCCGUAUACUGAUUAUGUGCAAAACUAUGUUGAUGAAUUGGUCAAUAUGAUAUCAAUUUUGGAAAAUAAACACAACCAGCGUGCAAUAGUUUAUGAAUGGAUUGAAGAAGAAAUGAUUAUUUUGAACAAAAUGAAGGAAAAACCAACUAGGAUUAACAUAGAUGCAACUACUCAAGAAAUAAUCAAUUUAAAUGAAAUGUUACAAAAUGUUAAUGAUAAAAAAUUGGAAUUAAUGGAAUUAGUAUCGGAUGAUCCAUCUGAUAAACUUGUUACUGAUUUUAACAAUUUGAUAGAUAUGAUAAAUCAAAUACUGCUGAAAAAACAAUCUGAUCAAAACUUAUUGUCAGUAUAUAAAAAUAGCGAAACAGAUUUACAAAAUUGGUUUGAUAAUUUGUCUAAGUGUAUUGAAUCCUUGGAAAAAGGCAGUGGAAAUACAUGUCAACAAAAACUAGAUCUGUUUAAUGAUAUCAAAGAAGAUUAUAUCAAUAAUGGAGAAAAACUCAUUAAUAAUUUAAGGUUGAACUGUCAAAAUUUAAAAGAAGUAGUCAGUAUAUCAGAUGCUCAAUUACUUGAUGAUCAGAUGAAAUCUGCUGAUAGGCGUUAUAGAGACUUUUGGACAAGAAUGGAAAGAAAAUAUGAAAUAUUAGAAAAUUCCAAAAAAAAUUUACUAUAUGCUAAGUCACAAAUAGAAGAAAUUAAUAGUUGGAUAGAUGAAAAAUCACAUCUGUUGGAUGAAAAUAAGAUAAUUAAUUAUGAUAGUAACAAUGUUGAAAAGAAGUUAAUUGAUUUAAAAAAUAUUAAUAAAGAAGCAGAGACAAAACAAAUCUUUUUAACUGAUUCGCUUACAGUUAAACUCAAUGCUAUAGAAUUUGAAUCCGAGCCUAUAGAAUACAAUAACCUCGAAGAGAAAUUAUACAAGCCUACUAUCAACAAAAUGGAUAAUUUUAAAACAAAUAUAAAUGAAAGUCUAUUAAAAAUUAAGAAUAUGCAUGAAGCCAGUCAAAAGUUUGAAAAUUCUCUUAAUCAAUGUAACAUGUGGUUAGAUCGUAGUGAAAAGGAUCUUUCACCAGAUAAAUAUAAACUUGAACCUUUAGAAUUAAUUGUAGCUGAGAAAAAUAAUGAAAAAAUUUUGAAUUUCAAAGUAGACAUUCAAUGUUUUAAAGAUGGAAAAUUAUCAGAUUUGGAAAAAAAUAGUCAAAUUUUAUCAACUUUUUGUGAUAAAGACAAUAUUUUAGUAAUACAAUCAGUCUUAAAUGAUGUUCUAAAUAAAACUAAACAAAUUGAUACUAUGAGUAAUUUUAUUGAAGAAAAAUCAAAAUCUAUUUUGGAAAAUAGAAAAAAUGUUGAAAAUAAUGUUAAUUUAUGUCAACAAUGGUUUAGUGAAGUAGAAGUGAUCAUGUCUGCUGAUGUUCGUCUAUCAAGUUUAAAUAUUGUGGAAGAUCAACUGCAAAAGUAUGAUGAUCUUAAUAAGCGGAGUUCUGAAAUUGAUCAUAUUAUUGAACAACUUAAGAUAAUUAGUAAACAAAUGGUAUUGUGUGAACCGGAUACGUUAAAAAUUAGUGAUCAAAUUUUAUCAUUGGAAAACAGUCAAAAAAGAACAAAAGCCAUGAUCAAAGAUAGAAUUGAAAUAAUUGGACAGUAUCUGGAAAAAAUUAAAAAUAUUUCAAAAACCGUAGAAGAAAGUAAGAAAAUGAUUCUAAAAGUUCAGUCAAACUUGCAAGAGCUAGAUCGUCCAGUGGGAAGUACUAUGGAUGAUGUAAAAGACAUGAUAAUGUCUUAUGAAACAUUGUUAAAAGAACUAAAAGAAUGGAAUGAUAAAUUUAGCGAUAAUGAUAAUGAAUCACUCAAUGAAAUUGUUAAGCAGCAAGAAGAUCUAAUCAAUACAAUUGAAAAACAAUUAUCAAAACUUAGACAAUUAUUACACCUUCAUGAGCAGUUCAUGACAUUAAUUGCAGAUAUUGUCAUGUUUCUUACAAAAUAUUCUAGUGUGGUCAAUGAGAUUGGAAAAUCUGGAAACACUAUUCAAAACAAAAUUAAGCAGUUUGAUGAGGUUACUGUUAAGAUUCAAGAGUGUGAAGCAACUCUCUUAUUGGCAACAGAUAAAGGUGAAAGAAUUGCUGAAGUAGGUUCUGCAUUUGAUCAUAACAACAUAACUCAGCAGUUGCAGUCAUUAAAACAACAAUUGCUUACUUUGAGAAAAGCUGUGGAAAAAGAAAGACAAAAACUUGAAGCUACAGCAGCAGAACACAUUAAACUUGCUUCUGAUUUAGAACAAGUUUUAGAUUGGAUACGUGAGAACGAGGCUCUCAUUAAAUCCAGACCAUUACUUGAAAUUAAUAUUAAUAGUGUUGAAACUGAUUUAAAAGCACAUGAGGAAUUAAAAGUAAGAGUUGAUGAGUAUUUGUCUCGAUUAAAAACGAUACAUUCAACAGCUCAAAACGAAAAUAUUGAAGACAGCACAAUGCUUGAAUGUUUGAGUGAAGCUAGCUCAUUUCUAAAUACUAUACCAAAAGAAUUGCAAGACAGACAAACGUAUUUAAAUAUAAAUAAAGACUAUCGUAUAGACUACGAACAGUUAAAGGAUAAAUUUAUGAUGUGGAUUAACGAAGCUAAACAAAAAUUAAAAUCUGCCGAAGAAGAUAAAAAUGAUUACACGAGUAUAGUUUCAAAUUUGGAACAUUUACAAGCAUUUUUCAAUGAUAAAAGUAUUUAUGAUUUAGUCACAAAGAAAAUCAAACAUUCAAUAGAUAAAAUUAGACCGUCCUUAACGUCUCAGCAAAACGAUGUACUGACGGCAGAACAACAGGGUUUCAAUAAAGACCUCGAAGACGUAAUGAAUUCGGCUAAAUUGGUUCAGAAAAAAAUGGAAAAUGAAUUUGGUCUUUUGAAAGAGUAUAAAAAUGUUGUCGAUAAAGUAUCAUCGAUUUUAGACCGCUGUAAAUACAACGAAGAUCCUAUUCAAAACUUAGCUGGUUUAUACUUCAAUGUUGAAAAAAUUACAUUAGUUCAAAACGAUUUACUUCGCCAACAAAACGAACUGGAAUUAUUAUUGAAUAAAUCAAAACAGUUUGUGGCCAACAAUGAAAUCCAAUUUGAAACCGAUUCGCUUACGAAAAAAUGGUCGGAACUAGAAAAAGAAAUGUCAUCUCGAAUAAUGUUAGUGACCGAAGUCGGUGAUAAAUGGAAAAAUAUCGAAGAUGAAUGUAGAAAAAUCGAAACUGAGUUUACUCGUAUAAAAGAUGCUUUAAUAAGCGUUGAUCAAGUGAUUAGAUCGAAAGAUCAAUUAGUUGAGUCAUUAGUUACACUCCGCAAACUAAAAGAAAACUUGGAUGUUUGUGGUGAUCGACUCAAAAAUACUAUGCCGAUUAGUGAGAGUGUUAUCAACUUUUUAACUUCCGAAUCCCAUCCCGCAUCUUCUGCUUUGAAAGAUGACAUUAAAUCACAUUCUAAUAAAUAUGAAUCACUCGUGAACCAAUUGAGCAACGAACUCGGUCAAUUUGAAGUGAAUUUGAAUGAUUUCACCGAGGUUGAAGCCCAACUAGACAAAUUGGAGUUGUCUCUGAAUAAUCUCAAACCCGAAGUGGAAUAUUUUUACGUAUUCGCUCAAGACACUGAACAAACUCAGAAGGAAUUUGACAAUUUAUCCAAGAAAGUAAAAGAAGCCGCUAAUGAUUUAAAAACGUUUAUCGAAUGCACACAAAACCACUAUAUUUCAUUACAAAAAUUAGUGCCAAACGAUUUGUUAAGCAAGUUCAAUCCGUUGGAGCUCGUCUCCGAAGAAUUAACGAGUUUGAUGGAUUCAAACAGUAGAGGCCUAAAACGGGCCAAAACCGUUCGGACUGAGUAUGUGAAGUAUGUAGACGAUGUGCAGAGAUGGCUUCAGGAGGCUGAAGUGAAGGUUCAAGAUCGCGGCAGUGAACCGAAAAAAAUCAAAGAACAUAUACAGACUAUUGAAGAUGAAAUAAGUGUAAUUAAUGAUAAACUAAAUAAAGCUAUUAAACAUGGUAAUGAGAUCGUCGAAAAAACAAAAGAUGAAGAAGAAAAAGAAAUGAUUCCAAAAACGAUUGAAUCGUUAGUAGGAAAAAUGAGCCAAGUGAAACUUUGGUUGGACGAAAAACGUAAUCAAAUUGGGGACACUUUGGACGCCUGGCAAAAAUUCUUAUCUGUUUAUGACUUAGUGAUGGCCUGGUGCCAAAGUAAAACAAAUUAUUUAGAGGAACCAAUAACUCUAAGUUCACUUGAAGUAGUAAAACAAAAAGCUCAUGAAUUUUCGGCUGCUGUGAAAUCAAGCAAACAACAGAGCAAACAUCUAGCUGAAAUGAGCAAAGAAUUGGAUAUUAUUGCUUUGUCAACUGAUGUUGGACAUUUGCCUGAAAAACUAGAAGAAGCUAAUAAUGCUAAAAAUGAUGUAGAGGGAAAGCUUUCAGAAAAGAAUGCUUUAUUGCACGAGACAUGUGAAGAAUGGGAGCAAUUUGAAAGGAAAUUAAAAGAAGUUAAAUUAUUUAUUGAAAAGUCUCAAAAUGCUAUUGAAUCAGCUGUUAACAAAAAACGAACACUACGUGAACAACAUGAUUUGAGGGAAAAGAUGUUGGCUGAUAUUACAAUACAAAGAAAAAAGAUUACAUUGUCAACUGAAAAAUUGCAGAUUCAUUUCCAAGCUGGUUUUGGUGGCAGUGAUAACAUUGAGCAUUUAGCUAAAGACGGUUUGUCUCAGCUAGAUAAAUUGUUCAAAAUUGUGGAAGAGCAAGCACAUAAUUUGGAAGAAAGUCUCUCACAACUCGAUAAAUACCAACAAGAAAUACAACAUCUACGUCAAAAAGUCAUUACUGCUGAGCAACAAUUAAGACUGACACAAAGUCCAACGUAUUUACCUCAUGAUAGACAAAAGGCUAUGCAAGAACAAAAUACUAUCAAAUCACAUUUACAAGCACUAAGCGAUGAGAGUAUUCCAUUAGAAUUAGCAAUGAAACCACUUGUGAUAUUUGAUGAAGGACAUACCGCAAUACAAGAAUUAACUUCAACACAAACUAUGAUCACUUCAUUAAUCACUGAUGAUAGUGAUCAAUCACAAACUAAGGCAAUUAAAGAACUGAAAAUAUAUUUAGAACAAUAUGAAAAUUUUUUGACAGAAUUAGAAGUUAAUGAGGAUAAAGACGAAUUAUAUGAUUUAAGUACUAAAAUUAUAAAACUAAAUGAAAUCAUAAUUAAAUACAAAUUUUAUGAAAAAAUAGAAGAAUUUCAAAUACUAAUUGUUCGUCUUAGAACCAUCGUUGAGAAACUUGAGAAUUUAGAGAUUAACAGAAAUAAUAUGACCACUCAGAAAAAAUUAAAAGAUGCUGAUGAUAUCAUAUGUUAUUAUGAAAAUUGGUUAUUAACAACUGAAAACGAUGGCCCCAAAUAUGUAGAUAAUAUUGGAGAAAAAAUUAUUCAAUUAAAAGAUAAACUACAUCAAUUGGAAACAUUUAAAGAAAAUGUUGAAUAUGAGACACGUAUAUUAAAACUUCACUAUAUAAUUGAAAAACUUGAAAUUAUUAAAGAUGACUUUACAAAAUUGAAUCAAACGAAAUUCAGCGACGCUGACAUGGAAUUUUACUUGGAGGAGCCAUUGAAUUCAAAACAAAUUCUAAAUCAAAUCGAAUCAGUUGUGAAAGAUGUAUCUAACAUAAAAGAGAAACAUACUAAUACUAAUAAAGAAUAUGAAACUAUUAUAUCGAUAAUAGAAAAACUCCAAAAUAAGACAAAAUUAGUUAAAUGUCAGAUUGAUACUUUCAACGAAGAUGUCGAUUUAGUGGAUUGGCAGAACCUAAUUUUGAGAAUUGAUGAUGCUCAUAAACAAAUAGAACAAUAUAAAUCAGAUUUCGAACAAUUAAAAAAAGGAAAAUCAUCAUAUCAAGACAAACUUAACAAUUUGGAAAUAUUAUUAGCUCAUAAUCAAUUAGUCAUUGAAGAAUUAUAUGAUAUUAUAAGUAUUUACAAAAUAAAAUACAACUCAAAAAAUAAAUUGCCAGACGACACGUAUAAAUAUUUAAAAGCUGCGAUUAAACUAGAUAAAGAAUUAGGAAAUACAACCAAAAUCUUUAUUGAUGAAAUCGAAACAGAUAAUUUCACCAAUAUGAACUCUAAACAGUUAGAACUAGUUUGUGGAGCAGUAAAAAAUUAUAAUGAAAAUACGAAUAAAUAUUAUAACAUCAAACAUAUUCUGGAGGAUCUUGAUAAAUAUCACCAUAUCGCUACAAAGCUGACAGACUUAAAAACUUUAUCGGAAUCUCAGAAACCCGAUAAAAACGUCAUAAAACAUUUGGAUGUGGAACUGAAUAAUACGCAGUUAAAUAUAAAAAAACUUUUAACUAUUCAAAAUGAGUGGACUCGUAUUGAAGAUAUUUUAACAGCUGAACAAAAAUGGUUAGAUGAAGUUGGAGUGUCUAUUCUGGAUCUAACGAAAAUAACGUCAAUCAAUUAUGUUCAAACGCUGUCUAACACACAAAAUACAAUCACAAAUGUGGCUAUGCAUUACGACAAACUUAUAUAUUUGAAAGACAUAAUAGAAAAACUCCAGAAUCAAAUUGAUGUGAAACCGUUAUUGUAUGUAUGUGAACAGCAUACGAAUGAUACGUUCAAAUUGAAGAACAAUUUAAAGGCAAAAGAAAUGCGCUUGAUAACAUUUAAGAAACAAUAUGACAAGUACAGUGAACUCAAAAACAAUAUUGAAUUGAGUUUGUUACGUAUUACAUCUAAUUUGGAAGAUAUUACACCAAGCCAGGAAAUCGUCGAUAACAAUAUAAUUGGAUACGAGUUGGAAAUUUUAGAAGAAUCUAUUAGAACUUGUUCUGACAGUUUAAAUGAAUCACUCGAUAUCUUGCCUAUAUCCGAUGGACAAAAUGAAAUAGAAACCAUGGGAUCGUUUACAACAGAAUGUAAGGCAUUAAAAGAUAAACUGUAUAAAACCAGGUCUACCAUGGACAAUCGCGAUAUUUCAAAAAUAUUUAAACACCUAGAAUCCGUUUUAGAAAAACCUAAAGACACAUUAUUAGACCAUAUUAAGACGCUCAAAGGUAUUUCAUAUGAAAUAAUUGCCGUCGAGAGUCUUGAGAAUAAUGACCAACAAUUAAGCGCCUUCAAAAGUCAAUGUAAUAGUCAACUAAAAGAUUAUUCAGAUUUAAAUAAAAAAACUGAAAUAUUGCGUAAUACACUGUUCGAGCUAACUAACGAUAUUAACAACGCUGAUUUCACUUUGUCGGAAUUGGAAAAUGAAUCACAUAAAGACAGGCACACUUCUGAAACAGCAAUAUGCAAAACUUACCAUCAAGUUUCGGACCAAAUGAAAAAUAUGCAACAAACGCUGUCGUCAACUUCUCAACAGUUGAAACAAUUAAAAGAUAGUCUUAAGCACUUUAAAAAAGACAGAAAAACAUUGGAAUCCGAAGUGAAUGAAGUUGAAAAACGAUAUAAACAAUUAAAAACAAAACAUCAAAGUGCGCUCAAAACGUUUGAAAAUAAAUGCAACUAUUGGACAAUGGUCGACGAUCUAUUACUAAAAAUUAUAAUAAAAAAUAACCAUGUAAACAAUUUAACUAUAAUCCCGUCAGACUCGGAUACCUUAGCUGGAAAACAUUUAGAAGCAAUAUUGAAGCACCUCAAGGAUGUACGCAGCUUAUAUGACAAGGAAAAUAAAACUAUUUUGGCUGACAUUGAAACUCUGCGUAGAAAAGGAGACAAAGACCAAAUUGAUGAAAUAAUUGACGGAGAUCUGAAGCAAUGGAAUGACACUGGUGUAGCUGUAAAACAAUUGGUAGAACGUUAUGAAAAAGCAUCAAAAACGCUACACAGUUAUCAACAACUAAGAGAGUCAACGAAUGAUUGGUUGAAUAAUAAACUUUUGUCAAUCGAAACUACAGAAGAUGUAUCAGAUAAAACAAAAUCAAUUGAUAAACAAAAAGAAAAUCUGGUCGAAUUACGGAAGAUGAUAACAGACGUGACUGAAACUAUUGGACUAAAUCCAGAUGAUGCGCCACUAAACGAAAUCGAAGAACUUAGUUUAAAACUAGAGAAAGUCCAAAAAGUUCUCGCUGCACUCGGAGAUGUUGCGGACAAAAAGAACAAAAUGUCGGACAACAUCGAAGAUGCGAAACGACUUUUACAUGAUAUCGAAAAAAAUUCAUCAAAAUCCACCAAAAACAAUGAAGAGAACUUAAAGGAAUUAAGAAUGAAAUUAUUAGAUUUAAACAAAUCGAAAAAAGAGAUGGACGAAUCUUUUGACAUAGAUAACUUUGAAAUAUCAUUAUGUGAAAAACGAACAUACUCUAUCAUCGAAGUAUUCCAGCUCUGGCAGCAAAUAUUCAAAGAAACUUUCAAGCAAUAUCGUAAAUUAUCGUGUUCUUUACUUGAAAAUGAAAACAAUGUCGCUGUAUUUGAACUAUGGCACGACUAUUUGAUGUAUGUACAAGAAUUUUUAAAAUCUCCUGUUCCUGGUGACUAUCAUUCGUUAACAAGUCAUGAACGACUUUGUCAAGUACACCAAGAAGUAUUGAUCAGUCAGAUGGAUACUAUACCCAAUUGUAUGAAUAAGCCAGACAUCAUCUCUGAGCCAGUAGCAAUGGAAAGAUUUACAUCGUUAAUGGAUUUACACAAUGAAACUAUGACAGAACUCGAAAGCACUCAUCAAGAAGUGUGGACCAAACUAGGCCACUGGAAAGAAUAUAGAACAAACGUUAAAAAAGUUUAUGAAUGGUUAUGGAAGGUUGAAAAAGUUCAUUCAAAUUUAAAUCUUAAAUUUAUUAACACUAGAAGACUGCCACGAUUAAAAUCUCAAAUAACUAGUUUAUUAAAUAAUUUAGCCGUAGAACGUUCUCAAAUUAAUGAUUUAGAAAAUCGUCAAAAUACCAUCUUCGAGUUCUGUGAUAAACCUACAGAAACCGGCUACAGAAAAGAACUGAUAGCAAUUAGUCAACGAGUCAAUGAGAUCCAAGCAUCAUUAGAAGUUUGGAACGGUUACCUAGAAAACAUAGAAAAGCUUACUACCUCUUUCGAUGUUCAAAGCACGGAAAUAGAUCAAGUAUUGCAAAAUGUGCAAACUAAACUUGAUACACUGAAAAAUGAAUUUGGAUCAAAUGAGGAUAUAGUGCCAUCAGAUAAACUGAAAACAGAGUCCAAUAAAAUACAGGAAUUAAAUAACAGUUUGAAACAAUUAGAUCCGCAACUUUCGUCUACCACGGAUAUACGAGACAAGUUAAAGGAUUCCUUAGAUCCUAUAGAAAUUCGUUCGUUUGGCCAAAAACUUAGGUUUUUAAUAUAUCAUCAAAAGGAUUUGCAAUAUCAAUUGUUCUUGUACUCUUGUCAAAUAGAUAAUUUGUUAUAUAAGCCCCAAGAAUUCACUCAUAGAUACACUAGAUUUAGAAAUUGGACUAUUGAUACCGAAACUCAGUUGAAAAAUUUAACUAAAUCUUUAAAAGAUCCACAAUUCGCUAUUGAUGUGUUGAAACCUGAAUUUGAAUCUCAGAUUAAUUAUAAACAAAAAGAAUUUAAUUGGUUAAACGGAGCUGGAAAUCAACUAAUUAAGGCAGAAUCCCAACUGAAUCCUCAACUAGUAAAAACUACUGAAUCUAACUUAAAAGAAAUCAAUGAAAACUGGAAUAAUUUAAAUGGUUCAUUGUAUAAAUAUACUGUCGAAUUACCUACAACAAUUUUGAAUACAAAUAAAUUAUUCGAUAAACUCAAUACCUUCAAAAUUUGGAUCAACGACUUAGAAUCAAAAAUAAACAAUGCAAUUGUUUUUAACGAUCGUUCAGAAUAUAACUUAAAAGAAGAAUUAAAGAGUUUAGAUGCAUUAAGUAAUGCAUAUAAAGAAAAACAAGGUGAAUAUAACGAAUUAAUGGCUAGAUGUAAUGAGCAACUAGAAAACGAUAAGAACACAAAUGAUUCUGAUACCACACAAGAUUUGCAGUGCCCGUCCAAAACCUUACCUAUCAGCUGGAAGAAUCUAGAAAAUAAAAUUAGUGACAAACGUGUUCGCGUAUUAAGUGCUUGGGAGGAACUACAAACCAUACUUGGUUUAGUCGAUGUAGAGACUAAAUGGCUAAGUCGAUUGAAUAUUGACGUUGAAGAACAUAAAAAAAAGAAAUUCGUAGAACAUAAAAGUUUGUCUGGUUUAAUCAGUAAUUUCGAACAAGAACAAAAAAACGCAAAAGAUAAGUUUUCUAAGUUAGAACUCGCUGUUUCUAUAUCUCGUUCUACAUAUACUGCAAAGUUCAUUGACGAAGAAUUAGAAAUAAUUAGUGAAAAACGAGAAUCCCUGUUGAAACAAAUUGAUAUGAUACUUAUCAUUCUUAAAAAAUCAUUAACACUGUGGAAAGACUUCAUUAAUGCACAUGGAAGGGCUGUAGUAACUUUGACUCAAGUCGAUACCAAACUGAUUCAACUUGAAUUAUUAGAUAAAUCUGACAAUGGCGAAGAAGGAAAUGCACGUGUUAUGGAGAAAAACCUUGGAAAUUUACAGAUAUUAGAAAUGGAGUUGAAAAAAUAUGGAGGACUACUCGAGAAAGCAGAUGCAUUAGGUCUGCAAUUAAUGACUAAUAGUACUCCUAGUGAUAUAAAAAAUAUUCAAGAAAUGAUUGACGAGUACCAACUUUUAUGGAAAGAUAUCAAUAAUCGUAUUGAAAAAUUAAAGGUGACAUGUGUUCAAGAAACUUCGUGUAGAAAGAAGCGAUCAGUAAACGAAGAAGUUCAAGUAGAAACAUUAAAGUUUGGCAAAGAUUCACAAAUACAAGUCGACACUCUUCCUACUGAAUUGCUCAGAAAAGAUUCAUUCCAAUACGAAUUACAAACAGCAAUAGCGAACGCUACUACCAACCUAAACGACUUGGAAUUAGCUAUACAAAAGUCUGACAAAAACUUGUCGAAAAACAUUGCGACGUGUCAAAUGUCCAUAGACCUAAUCAAACAUCUCAGCGUCAUAUUAAAAACACAAUGUGGAGUAUCCGAGUCCGACAUAACCAUAAUCAGGUCAGAAGAAUUAUUGGCCAAGUACGAAGAGCUUCUUGUAAAUUUCCGAUCACAGCAGCAAGUCGGUCAACCAAAAACUAGCAGUUCGGCGAUGUGUCCACUGUGCUCCGAACAAAACUGGUCACAAUUCGAGAACGACAUGUGGCGCUUGGAACACUGGAUACAGUCAACCGAAGCUAAGCUGAGUGUCCAACCGAUGGUACCGCCAUCGAAGAUUGAACAACUUGAAGACGUCAUACAGGAGCAUAGGGAACUCCUUUUGUACUUGGACAGUCACCGCAAUAUUGUGCAGUCAUUGAACGUAAUUGGACACCAUUUGGCCGAACAUAGCAAUGAUGAGGAAAGAGCAGCUCAGAUCAAAAACCGUUUAUCUGCAACCAAUUCCAGAUGGGAUCGUGUCUGUUUUGCGUGCACCGAAUGGCAGACCAAAUUGCAAACUGCACUUAUGGAGAACGAUGAGUUUUACGGCGUAAUUGACGAACUCGUCGAUUGGCUAGACGAAACAGAACGAGCGAUCAAGACGACCGAACCGGUAGACUUGGCCGAAGACACGGUUAUCAUAGUGGACAAAUUCAACAAGUUUAAGAACAUGCAUGCGGAACUGGAGAGGUGUGAACCACGAGUGGUGUCGCUGCUCGAGGCAGCCGACUGGCUACGACAGGCUAACGAGAAGACUGGAGCAACGACGCGCUCAACUUCCGUCGCCACCUCCACAUCCGAUCAGACCAUCGUCGACUCUCACGCAAGACUGUCACAUCUCAGGGCUCGGCUUACAGUAUUAAUAAACAUGACGGCUAGUUACGCGACGAAACUGGGCACGACCUUGGGCUACGACAUGUCGCCGGACAGCGUUUGCAUAAGACUCCACCAGGUGGACGAUACCAGCACUGCUAUGAAUCGAUCCGACGAAGAAGAACCGAACACAAAUGUUGGCGGAGAUGAAACGGUGCUGAGACGCGGCUACAGAUUCUUCGGACGGGUGAUGCGAGCGUCCCUGCCGUUCCAGGUGCUGAUGCUGCUGGUCCUGGGCGCCGCCUCUCUGGUUCCGAUCGUCGACGAGGAAUUCAGCUGCAUGGAGUCCAACAACAUCGCCUGGAGCCUUUACCCGUUGCUCCGCUACCCCGGUGGACCGCCACCCGUAUAGAGCGACCACGAUGACCACCCCGCCACCAACGGACCACACGAUCAUACGUGUUCCUUACCACCCCCCCCCCCCACCACCACAAUCACCCACAUCGAUCAAUAUUAGGAUCAUUAUUGUCAUUAUUUUUUUAUUAUUUUUAUCCUUAUUUUUACUAUUAUUAUUAUUAUUGUUGUUGUUGUAAUUACUAUUAUUUCUAAACACACACAUACACACUACCCGAGUUUAAAUCGUUUAUGAUAAUAUUAUUAUAUUAUUGUGUUCGUCGUUUGUAACAUUGUUUGGGGUAUGUACCUCGUACCGCCGUUGUCUCGAUGAACGAAUAGCGAUGACAGUGAUUAACCAAAACCUAUGCCAUUAGAAUAUUAUAUGUCCGUUUCGAAAUGUAUUUUAAACAAACGAGAUAUAUUGUCAUGUAAAACAAACGCUUUAAACAUUUUCCAAGUUCGUCCAUCGAUGAAGUGCUUCGAGUACUUUAUGCAGCGUACCCACCUGCCACCGUCACCGAUUUUUGGUUUUGUUAUUGGUAAUUUAGUGUGACGCGUUCGUCUAUUUUAUAGUAAUUGACAGUAAUUUAAUUGUUAGAAUUUCACUCUAAUCAUCAUGAUAUACGACGUUAAAUCAAAAUUUAAACUAAUUUGAUGUUAUAAAAAUACGAGACUGUCAAAGUGCAGGGUACAAAAAAAAAAUAGUCAUUAAUAAUUAAUAAAAUAUAAUAAAAACCAUGUAUAUUAUUAUUAUACUGUCUGUGUUCAUUGUUGAAAAAAUAUAAAUACAAAUUUAUUGUGAACACGUGUGAUUUGAACGUUUUAAAAUUACUGUCAAUUUAUUAAUGAUAAUUUAUCUUUAUAAAAUAAUAAAUAUAUUUAUAUUGAAACGUAUUGCGUCCAUAAGAAAAAAAAAUCAUUAAUAAUUCGUUUUGUUACAAAUGAUUAAAGCGUUGUCGUUGUUAAGGUUAACUAAAACAUUUAAACCUAUUAUCUAGUACUAUAUCGACUUAAGUUUCGUGCUUAAUAUUAACACUACUAACUCUCAUAUUAUUGUUACUUAUAAAAAUAUUAAAAAUAUAAAGUAUUUUAACUUGUGGUUAAUUUUAAAAUUAUUAUAUGUUUUAUUUUUGAUUUUAGCAUUAUAUACAUAAUAUAUUUGAUAUUGAUUAUACCUAUAAUAUAUAAUAUAUUACUAUGAAAAUUGUAUUUGUUCGUUGAUUUAAAAUGUGUUAUUUUAUAUAAAUAUCAAAUAUAACUAAUAUACAAUACAGUUUUA